AUGCAGAGCAGCCAAAAAGGAGACGACGAUCGUCGUGACUUGCACGUUGUUCUGCCAAUGGAGUGGCUGCACUGCCGGAUUCUGCAGCCAAAUGCCGGCAGCAUGACUAAGCCACUCGUGCAGGAUCAGCUGUGCAGGCUAAACCUAAGGUGGUCUAGCGGAUGCAUCUGCAAGCCAUGUGACCCGCAUUUUACUGCAACCGAUCGGAAAGAAAUCAGAGAACAAACCCGAAAAGGAGCAAGCAGCAAAACUCAAAGCGGUAUCUGCCACCAAUCACAGCUCAGGGAUGGUCACACCGCCCCCGCAGGUGACCCUGAGGCCGAGCAGCCCGAGGCCCUCCGAUACGGCCGAGAGCCGAUCAUCCACGCAACUAAACCGCACUGGGCAGUUUUGCAUCAUCGCAACCACCACACUAAUUUCUCAAAUCUGAACCCCGCUUCUCCUAUUUCCAACGGUGCUGGGUCUCCUGCUUUCGGUUCAUGGAAAACACCCCCUUGCACUGCCCCAACCGUUCGUGUGCCCCGUACGGAGGAGAUCUCCGCAACCGUCCACAGAUCUCGGCUCCCGAUCGCCGCCAUGACCUCUUCCCGCUGCGAGGAACAUAGCCUUACCACUGAGAUCCCUUUGAGCAUCAGCACAGAUACCCCACACCGUGUCUAUUCUUCUGUCGAUAUGUCAACCCGCAUGAGCGAUGGCGAGGACAACAUCGCGGACGAUGACUCCGCGUACGGCGAGGACACCUUGAUCGGCGAUGACACAAUCACCUUGUCCACUUACAUCACCGACUACCGAUAUGAGUAUGGCCGUCGCUAUCACUCGUAUCGUGAUGGAGCCUACUGGGGCCCCAACGAUGACAUCGCCAAUGAACAGCAAGAUAUGGCGCAUCAUAUGUACUGUCUGACUCUCGACGGGAAGCUACACCUAGCACCCAUUUCGAAUCCACAGGCUUUUUUGAGGUCUCCUGACUCUUGGAAAGCCCGAGUCGACAACUGUCUAAGAAUGAAUCGCAGGAAAUCCUUGAUGUGGGUACGGGAACCGGGAUAUGGGCUACUUCGAUUUAUUCACGUGCGGGAAUUGUUUGGCUGCAUACCUGAUUGGGACGAGUUCUUUCGGCAAUGCUGGCGUUGCCUCAAACCCGGCGGUUACAUUGAGGUGGUAGAGCAUUCGGUCGAGCCGGUCGCGGAUGAUGGGACCGUGCCCCCAAAUCACUUCUACCGACUCUGGGGACAAACCGUCAUUGGUGCCGGAGAGCAGUUUGGCAAAACCUUCAAAAUCUGGGAACAGAGCGCCGCACGUCUGAGGGAUGCAGGUUUUGUUGGCGUUGUGGAAAACAAGUUCCAAUGGCCAAUGAACGCGUGGAGUGCAGACCCCAAGCUCCAUGAACUUGGCCGCUGGAACCAGCUUCGACUGCACGGUGGGGUAGAGGGCUUCAUGCUUCGUCUUCUCACUUCCACGCUGGAAUGGUCAUACGAGCGAGCGCAGGUGUUCCUCGCUCAAAUGCGCGCCUCCCUGCGCGACUACCAGACCCACGCCUAUCUACCAGUGACCGUUGUCUACGCUCGGAAGCCUGAGAAUGGUGCUGGUUUCCGAUAG
This is a messenger RNA of Aspergillus niger, 1593 nucleotides long. RefSeq lists its product as uncharacterized. The transcript has 7 exons. The record is from RefSeq and is a predicted model, not a curated record. NCBI's taxonomy places the organism in Eukaryota, Fungi, Ascomycota, Eurotiomycetes, Eurotiales, Aspergillaceae. Gene Ontology annotation, molecular function: methyltransferase activity. Bases 1 to 1593 code for a protein of 530 amino acids.